Spea bombifrons (plains spadefoot toad) is the source of this 1637-nucleotide messenger RNA. RefSeq names its product cyclin O (gene CCNO). Gene Ontology annotation, molecular function: cyclin-dependent protein serine/threonine kinase regulator activity. Lineage: Eukaryota; Metazoa; Chordata; Amphibia; Anura; Pelobatidae. The record is from RefSeq and is a predicted model, not a curated record. Gene Ontology annotation, cellular component: nucleus; cyclin-dependent protein kinase holoenzyme complex; cytoplasm. Gene Ontology annotation, biological process: regulation of cyclin-dependent protein serine/threonine kinase activity; mitotic cell cycle phase transition. The transcript has 3 exons. The coding region runs from base 5 to 1060 and encodes 351 amino acids.
CGUGAUGUUACCCAAGCAGGCCCUGCCUCCUCACAGCCCGAUCAGCACCAGCAAGAGGAAAAGGCGACUGGCAGUUACUGUUACCCCAGAAGGAUGGGGGGAUGGCAGUCCGCCCACAGGCAGCAGCGCAGCCUCCCCGAGGGCCAAGAAGCCCAAGUACCUGAGGCACAGGAAGCAGAGGCUGGAGCUACGGAGCUGUGACUCGGGAGUGUGCGAUUUGCAGGAUACCCCCAGCCCAGCGUUAGAGGCAUCCUGGCGGUUACACGAUCCAUUGGACACCUGCCCCUGGACCCCGGACAGGCUGGGCCUGCAGACAUUCAGGGAGUACGGGCGGACCUGCUACCUGUUCAAGAAGAGCCUGGAAACCAACUUUCUCCCGGUAGACUGCUUGGAAAACCAGCCGCAGCUGAAGGCAGACUCCCGCUGUAAGCUCAUCAGCUGGCUGAUCCCUGUGCACAGACACUUUGGCCUUGGCUUCGAGUCCCUGUGUCUUGCAGUCAAUAUCCUGGACCGAUUCCUGUCCUGCAUGCCCGUGGCGUCUGAUUGCUUCCAGUUAGUUGGGGUCACUUCCCUGCUCAUCGCUUGCAAACAGGUAGAGACGCGACCUCCGCCAGUGAAACAUCUGCUUGCCCUUUGUGGUGGUGCCUUCUCCCAUGAACAGCUGUGUAAUUUGGAGUAUGUCAUCCUGCUGAAGCUUCGCUUCAGCCUCGGAGCCCCCACCAUCAACUUCUUUCUGCAGCAUUUCACCCUUCAAAGGAUAACCGAUGGAGAUCUAACCAAGGGAUGGAAAACUUUACCUGUAGCCAGAGCCAUUGCUGAACUGUGCCUAGCGGACUAUGCGUUUAAUUCGUAUUCACCCUCCUUAAUGGCCAUUUGCUGCUUGGCUGUUGCAGAUCGCAUGUUGUGCCAAGACAUGUACGUAGAGACUGGGGGCUUCCAUUACGAUUUACUAAAGGAGUGCAUGGACAAGAUUGAUCUACUCGUCACGUUAAACCAAGAUUCCUUACAUCACCUUCUGCCAGGCGACCUCCGUGACAAGAGUAUGGAUGUGGAUAGCUGAAGACUGUCUGCCUCUUCCUGUUAUUGAGAAGUUUUAACAGGAAUAAAAGUGACUUUUAAAGCUUGAAUUUAGACACUGCUGCCACCAAAAGGCUCCAUGGAUUUUGUCGCACACUAUGACAUGAAGUACUAGUAUUUAUAGAGGAGAUUUGUGUUCUUUUUAUAUAGCAGUAUUGCCAUCUGGUUGCAUACUUGAAUAGUAAAAUAUAUAUUUACUUAAAACGUAUUAUAUUUCUGCUUUGGACUAAUUUUCAAAACUAGGAUGUGAUGAUUACUGAAUGAAUUGUACUACUCGGGUAGUAUGUUUUUUUGCACUGAUUUUUACUGUAAGUUCUUAUAUAUGUAUAUUUUGUACAUAAUAAUAGAGGCACACUUUAUAUUGAUACACAUUUCUGAAAGAGUAAUAUAACUUUUGAAGUUAAUUUCUAAAUAAAAUUUUUAAGCCAUAAAGAAAUUUGUGUGUGUGUGUGUUUUUACAUAAGUUUGUAGAAUAAUCUCUGUGAAAUGUGUAGAAACAGGUUUACAAAAAAAAGGUUUAAUUCUCCUCUGACACUCCAGCUACUGUAGAUUACUAGGAU